AUGUCACUCACAAUUCCUUCAAACCUUUCAAAACCCAUUUCCUUACCAAAAUUGGGCACUAAAAAAAGGGCUGCAACCAUUAUUUUCCAAGCUAAUUCUCCUAACCAGAGUACAUCAUCUGAUUCAAGUUCAGAGCAAUCGCUUAAGGCCUUUUCUGCUGCGAUUGCGCUAUCGUCCAUUCUGUUAUCGGCACCAGUGCUACCAGCGUCGGCCGACAUAUCGGGAUUGACGCCGUGCAAGGAGUCUAAGCAGUUUGCCAAGCGUGAGAAACAGGAGCUCAAGAAGCUCGAGUCUUCCUUGAAGCUUUAUGCUCCUGACAGUGCUCCUGCUCUUGCCAUCAAGGCCACUAUGGAGAAGACAAAGCGACGGUUUGAGAAUUAUGGCAAGCAAGGUCUGUUGUGUGGAUCUGAUGGUUUGCCUCACUUGAUAGUGAGCGGGGACCAGAGACACUGGGGUGAAUUCAUAACUCCAGGGAUUCUGUUCUUGUACAUUGCCGGAUGGAUUGGGUGGGUAGGCUUAUCUGGAGAGGCUUCAUCUGGCCCGUUGCUGCCUAUAGAGAGUACUUGA
Fraxinus pennsylvanica is the source of this 567-nucleotide messenger RNA. The record is from the annotation of a GenBank genome assembly. Lineage: Eukaryota; Viridiplantae; Streptophyta; Magnoliopsida; Lamiales; Oleaceae.